Molecule: messenger RNA, 1694 nt
Organism: Vitis riparia (riverbank grape)
Lineage: Eukaryota; Viridiplantae; Streptophyta; Magnoliopsida; Vitales; Vitaceae
Product: cytochrome P450 76T24-like
Exons: 2
Coding region: 21-1517 (498 amino acids)
Molecular function (GO): oxidoreductase activity, acting on paired donors, with incorporation or reduction of molecular oxygen; iron ion binding; monooxygenase activity
Source: RefSeq, a predicted model, not a curated record
AGCUGAGAGAUUGAAAAGCAAUGGAUUACACCCCACUUGUUCUUCUACUUCUUCCUUGCUUUGUCUGGUUAUGCUUCCAUUUCCUCAUCCUUGGCUCCACCCAUCGGAAAUCCUUCCAAGCCAGGCUUCCGCCGGGCCCCCGCCCUCUACCCAUCAUCGGAAACCUCCUUGAACUCGGCGACAAACCCCACCAAUCACUCACAACUCUUUCCAGAACGUAUGGCCCUCUGAUGUCUCUCAAGCUAGGAAGCACCACCACCAUAGUCAUUUCCUCACCCAAAACAGCCCAAGAAGUACUAAACAAAAAAGACCAGGCCUUCUCCAGCAGGACAGUUCUCAAUGCCAUCCAAAUCCAAGACCAUCACAAGUUUUCAAUGGUCUUUUUACCCGCGUCUGCUCAUUGGCGCAACCUCAGGAAGAUUUGCAGCAUGCAAAUAUUUUCCCCGCAACGUGUUGAGGCCAGCCAAGACCUGCGUCGAAAAGUUGUGCAACAACUUCUAGAGCAUGCCCGUGAAAGUUGCAACAGCGGUCGGGCAGUCGAUGUUGGCAGAGCAGCCUUCACAACCGCCCUCAAUUUGUUAUCGAACACUUUUUUCUCUGUUGAUUUGGCUCACUAUGAUUCCAAUUUGUCACAAGAGUUCAAGGACCUUAUAUGGAGUAUAAUGGUAGAAGCUGGGAAGCCUAAUCUUGCAGACUUCUUUCCGGGCCUCAGAUUGGUUGAUCCACAAGGAAUACAGAAAAGGAUGACGGUUUAUUUUAAUAAACUGGUAGAUGUUUUCGACGGUUUUAUCAAUCAAAGGUUACCGUUAAAAGCUUCUUCCCCGGACAACGAUGUACUAGAUGCCCUCCUCAACCUCAACAAACAACAUGACCAUGAGUUGAGCUGCAACGAUAUCAGACAUUUGCUUACUGACCUAUUCUCUGCGGGAACUGACACCACUUCGAGCACGAUAGAGUGGGCAAUGGCUGAGUUAUUAAACAACCCUAAAGCGAUGGCGAAAGCACAAGAUGAACUCAGUCAAGUAGUGGGCAAAGACAGGAUAGUUGAAGAAUCAGACGUCACAAAGCUCCCUUAUUUACAAGCAGUAGUAAGAGAAACCUUCAGGUUGCACCCACCCGUCCCAUUCCUGGUUCCUAGAAAGGCCGAAAUGGACUCAGAAAUAUCAGGUUAUGCGGUGCCCAAAAAUGCGCAAGUACUUGUCAAUGUGUGGGCUAUUGGCAGAGAUUCGCGGACGUGGUCGAACCCAAAUUCGUUUGUGCCUGAAAGGUUUUUAGAGUGCGAAAUUGAUGUCAAGGGCCGAGAUUUCCAACUCAUUCCCUUCGGCGCUGGAAGAAGAAUCUGUCCUGGAUUGCUGUUAGGCCAUAGGAUGGUGCACUUGAUGUUGGCUUCUCUUCUUCACUCCUUUGAUUGGAAGCUUGAAGAUGGUAUGAGACCGGAAGACAUGGACAUGAGUGAGAAGUUUGGAUUUACAUUACGAAAAGCCCAACCUCUCCGGGCUGUUCCCACCAAACCAUGAUUUGGAGAGAUUUGGAAAAUCUCAUACGGAUUAUCAUAUUAUACAUGUAGUGUCUUUAUUUAUUAAAGUUCCUGCAAUUAUGCAGCAUGAUUAACAAAAAAAAAUUCCUUCCCUGUCAAUUAUGCAAUUAUGCAGCAUGAUUAAUAAAAAGUUCAAGCUUGCCUAAGCUUUGCUCUC